AUGCAGGACAAUGGCAGUGAGAUCGAGUCUGCUGCCUCUAAAUGGUUUGCUGAAGGCACAGCCAUAGAGGUGGAGUUCGAGAGCGAAUGGUGGGAGGCAAACAUACUCGAGGUUCAGGGCGACCUGGUCUUUGUGCACUACGUUGGAGGCUUGGACGAUGAAGAUGAAUGGAUAGAGAAGAAUAGCGGAAGAAUAAGGAUUCCCGUCGAGUUCGAAUAUGAUGGAGACUGGUGGGACGCUUUCAUCGUGCGACAGAACAACGAGCAAAUCCUCGUGCAGUUUGAAUGUGGGACAGAGGAAGACACCGAGUGGGUUGACUCAAAUAGUGAUCGAAUCAGACACAGACAAGAUUUGUCCAUCAAAAAGGUCAGCCAAAAGCAGAGCAAGCCGAAACACCCCUCCAUUCGGAGUCGUGAGCCCAAGACUAGGGUCGCUUCAACAUCAAAGAGGGUCAAAAAGGGUAAAGUGAAUUCCCGCAAGGGGUCAAAAACGAGUUCCAGAAGCAAGCAGUCAGUCGAUAUGGACAAUAGCAGUGAAGAAGAGGAAAAGAUGGUCGACAUAGAUUCUUUGGACCGUGAAGGGCAAGAGCAGUGCAAGUACAACAUCGAUAAAAUACUGGGCAUGGAAAUGAAGAAGCAACUGUCUGAGAACAAUGAAGAGAUUGAAGUUGCAUUGUUUUUGGUCAAGUGGCGAGAAAAAAGUUACCUGCAUACAUCUUGGGUCACUGAAAACGAUAUCUUGGCUGAAGGAGGGAAAGUGAGAUUGAAUAAUUUCAUGUCGAAAUGGUUUGAUUCCAUCCAAUUCGAAGUAGAGGACCGCGAUGGGAAUUACUUUGAUCCCGCGUUUACGGAGGUUGAAAGGAUCGUCGCCUCUCGAAUCGUACAGAUUGAUUCUGGAGAAGAAGCCUUGGAAUAUUUCUGUAAGUGGAGGAAUCUUCCGUACUCCGAGUGCACAUGGGAAUGGAAAGAAAGCAUCAUUGAAUCCAUUGGCUCUGUUGUGGCAGAGGAAAAGAUCGCUCAGCACAACAAGUUCAGCAAGCCUCCACCAAGGGACAAGAGGAAGAGGGAGAAACGACCACCGUUCAAAGAUCAAAACGUUUUGCGAGAAUAUCAGAAAGAGGGUGUUAACUGGCUGAUUUUUAAUUGGUAUCAGAGGAGGGGGUCGAUUCUUGCAGAUGAGAUGGGUUUAGGUAAGACUGUGCAAGCCGUUGGCUUCUUGGAAUGGCUCUUCCAAUGCCGGAAUCGAACGGGACCAUUCCUGGUUGUGGCUCCUUUGUCAACCAUCCCGCACUGGUUGAGAGAGUUCGAAGCUUGGACAAACCUGAAUGCAAUCGUUUUUCACGGAAACCAAGAUUCUAGGGAAAUCCUCAUCAAUCAUGAAUUUUAUUACUAUGACGAAAAGGGCAAGCGAAUCAACGACUGUUACAAAUUCAACGUGUUGAUCACGACCUGGGAAAUCGUGAUGAAGGAAGAUGAGCGCGGUAACAAAGCUAAUCUGGCUGACAUGCCGUGGGAUUGUGUGAUAGUCGAUGAGGCACAUCGAUUGAAGAACAAAGAUAGCAAGACCUUUACAACACUCAAAUCCUUCAAGACAAUCCCUCCUUGCACGAAUCCCGAAAACGAAGCCCAUUGUAUCUUGAUGACAGGUACCCCGCUUCAGAAUAACACGGAAGAAUUAUGGUGUCUUUUAAAUUUCUUGGCACCAAAGCAAUUUGAUGAUGUUGACGCUUUCUUAAACAAGUUCGGCGUGGUGGAAACUGCCAAUCAGAUCAUGCAACUUCGCAAAGAGUUGAGACCGUACAUGCUCAGAAGGCACAAGGAAGACGUCGAGCGUUCUAUCCCACCGAAAGAAGAGAUCAUAGUUGAGGUGGAGAUGUCACAAUUACAACGGACGACCUACAAGUCGAUCCUUGAACGUAACUUCGAAUGGUUGAAGAGGGGGGCAGCUGGAGUUCAAGUUCCAGCUCUUCGAAACGUGGAAAUGGAGCUGCGGAAAUGCUGCAAUCAUCCAUACCUCGUUGAUGGUGUUGAGGAACAAGUCAGAAGCCGAUCAACUGCAAGUGACCCAAUGCAUGAACUGAUCAGACACUCCGGUAAAAUGGUCCUGCUGGAUAAGAUGCUUCCGAAACUCCGCGCUGAGAAACACAAGGCAUUGAUUUUCAGCCAGUUCAUAAGGGUGUUGGACAUGCUCGAAGACUACAUGCGUGCCAAGAGUUUUCCCUUUGAGCGAAUUGAUGGCAGGAUACGGGGAAACGCUCGACAGAGCGCUAUCGAUCGAUACAACGAACUUGGGGAGCACAGAUUUGUGUUUUUGAUAUGUACAAAGGCUGGAGGCAUCGGGAUCAAUUUGACAACAGCAGACACUGUUAUAAUUUUUGAUAGUGAUUGGAAUCCACAGAAUGACUUGCAGGCUCAAGCUCGCUGUCAUCGUAUCGGGCAAACACGAGAGGUUAAGAUUUACAGAUUCAUAACGGCUAAGACGUACGAGCGCCGGAUGUUCGAGAAAGCAUCGCAAAAGCAGGGGUUGGAGAGAGCGGUCAUCUCCGGCAAGCAGAUCGCAGGAGUGAAGAGAACCUCGAAGGAAGAGAAGAAAGAGUUGGAACGACUUCUCAGACACGGAGCAUAUGCGCUCUUCAACCAAGAUGCCGAGCAAGAAAGCAAUCGUUUCAACGAGGAAGACAUAGAAUCGAUCUUGAGCAGCAGAAUCACCAAAGUAGUUGACAAACAAGACAGAGGGUGUAACACGUUUUCUACCGCAAGCUUUGUCCCCAAGGCUGCAGAGGAGGCAGACUUGGACUACAACGAUCCGGAUUUCUGGGAUAAGCUGAUGCCUGAAGCAGAGAAGAAGCUUACAGAAGGUGACGAGCCCUGUGCUUGA
Messenger RNA from Guillardia theta CCMP2712, 2877 nucleotides. RefSeq lists its product as hypothetical. NCBI's taxonomy places the organism in Eukaryota, Cryptophyceae, Pyrenomonadales, Geminigeraceae. The record is from RefSeq and is a predicted model, not a curated record. Gene Ontology annotation, biological process: chromatin remodeling; regulation of gene expression. Gene Ontology annotation, molecular function: DNA binding; chromatin binding; ATP hydrolysis activity. The transcript has 2 exons. Bases 1 to 2877 code for a protein of 958 amino acids. Gene Ontology annotation, cellular component: chromatin; nucleus.